Molecule: messenger RNA, 766 nt
Organism: Erinaceus europaeus (western European hedgehog)
Lineage: Eukaryota; Metazoa; Chordata; Mammalia; Eulipotyphla; Erinaceidae
Gene: CBY3
Product: chibby family member 3
Exons: 1
Coding region: 358-741 (127 amino acids)
Source: RefSeq, a predicted model, not a curated record
GCUGGCUGCCGCUGUGCACCUGUCCGGCUGCCGGAUCGGAUCCCCGCCCGGCCCGGCCUAGUCAGCCGGCCUUCACCUGCCUCUGCCCCUGGGCUGCGCCAGGGCUCUGCGGGGCCAGUGUUCUCGGGGAGGCUGCUGGGUGCGGGGCUCCGUGCCCGGCUCUGGGGGGCUCAGCCCGGCUCUGUCCCGCAGCGCCCCUGGCUCGCCUUCACUAUUCAGGACCCCGCCCUGGAGGCCUUCGGGGGCCCGGGCUCGGGCCGCGCGCGCCGCCUGUGGGCUCUGCUGCGGCAGUUCUGGGCCGACCACUUCUCGCGGCGCUUCUCGCCGCGGCGCCCGCCGCUGCGCCGCCUGUCGUCCAUGUCCACCUUCUACCUGCUGGACCAGCGCACGCGCCAGGCCGAGCUGGGCCUCUGCUACGGGGCGCCGCGCACGCGCCUCAGCGAUGAGGCCUUCGUAUUCCGCGGCGGCCGCUGGGCGCCCGAGGCCGCACAUCUGCGUCCGCCGGCGGAGCGCGGCCCCGGCCAGGCGCGGCUGGAGGAGAACUACUACCUGCGGCUACAGCAGGAGCUACUCAUGGACAUGCUGACCGAGACCACGGCGCGCAUGCGCCUGCUGGAGGAGCUGCGCGAGGCCGAGGCUGGUUCGGGGGCGGCGCGCGCCUGGCAGCGAAAGAUGCGCAGGCGCGACGGCGCGGGAGGCCUGCUCCUGCUCGAGCAGCGCGCGCUGGAGUCGGCGCGGUGACGCAAUAAAGCCCUACGACGACGCA